CAACGACAAAAACAAAUUUUGAUUUGGGAUUGGGGGAGAAGAAGAAGCCUUGUUGGCGUUCUCUUGGAAAAAGCUAGCUGUGCUGGCUGUUGCUGUGGCUGGCUACUUGCUGCUGCUGAAGCUAAAACCAAAACCCCUCUCCACUGCAGUCCAAAAAGCCUGUCUAAUUCAUUACUGCAUAUUGUUUUGAUUUUUCUCGAAAAUUCCAAACCCACAAACUAUCAAAGGAAAGGAAAAUCCUUUCUGUGAAAUUUCUCUCAAUCUGGGUUCAGGGAAGCCUGCAAAACCCCUAAAAGCAGCAGGCUGCAAUAGUGGCUCUUACCUACUGAUCAUUGAUUAAUGUAUGAGUGAGAAUCAUGUGAGUUGAGUUGAAGACCAAAGGAGGAACCGGGGAAGUAAAAGAGAGAGAGAGAGAGCUAACUGGUUGGUUGGUUGUAGUAAAUUCGUCGGCCAGCAAAUCUAAAGAGAGCGAUCUGAACUUUUGGUGCUUCUUCUUCUCUGUAAAAGAGAGUUACGUUUUUUCUGUGGCUGCAAUUUUUGUUUUUGUGUUUUCCUCCUCCUCCUCCUCUGGUGUCAUCAAAAUGGCGGCGAGUGCGUCGAGGUUCAUCAAAUGUGUCACAGUUGGUGAUGGGGCUGUGGGGAAGACCUGUAUGCUCAUCUGCUACACUAGCAACAAGUUCCCAACGGAUUACAUACCCACAGUGUUCGACAAUUUCAGUGCCAACGUUGUAGUAGAAGGAACCACUGUCAAUUUAGGCCUCUGGGAUACAGCUGGUCAGGAAGAUUACAAUAGAUUAAGGCCAUUAAGCUAUAGAGGCGCAGAUGUCUUUGUCUUAUCUUUCUCCCUAAUUAGCCGGGCCAGCUACGAGAAUGUACUUAAGAAGUGGAUUCCUGAGCUCCAGCAUUAUGCCCCUGGGAUCCCACUGGUGCUGGUUGGUACCAAAUUAGAUCUUCGCGAUGAUAAGCACUAUAUUGCUCAUCACCCUGGGCUGAUACCUGUAACCACUGAACAGGGAGAGGAACUCCGGAAGCUGGUUGGCGCAGCAUACUACAUCGAGUGCAGCUCCAAAACUCAGCAGAACGUCAAGGCAGUGUUUGAUGCUGCAAUCAGAGUGGUGAUCAAGCCAGCAACAAAACCGAAAGACGCAAAGAAGAAGAAGAAGCAGCAGCGUCGGGGAUGCCUCCUGAACGUGCUUUGCGGAAGGAAAUUGGUCUGCCUGAAAUGAAGUCUCUGUUUGAACUUGUUUGUUUUUCUGACCACGGCCACAAUGACAACAAACUCAUGUAUAGAUAGCUUCUAAAGAUCCCCCCCACACCAUUUGGCACUUCACUCCAAGCUUUCGACAGAUGGACUGUUUUGUUCUCCUGUUGGUAUUUGCUUCAGAUAGGUUCUAAGAUCGCACAUGUCAGAGAUCCUAGAUCUACACUAAUCCUUCUUCCUACUACUGCUUUCAAAUGUGUAUAAACACUGGGGGAAAAGAAAGGAAAUUUUUUGCC
Molecule: messenger RNA, 1497 nt
Organism: Linum trigynum
Lineage: Eukaryota; Viridiplantae; Streptophyta; Magnoliopsida; Malpighiales; Linaceae
Source: the annotation of a GenBank genome assembly